AAGACAGCAAAAACAACAGCUGGCGUUGAGGCUAACCUGACUGAGUAGUUUGUUCUCCGUGGCAUCAAACCGCCGUCUUUGGUUUACUGGCAAAUCCAAAAAACAAGGUAAGAUUUCUUGGCUCGCUUCUCCGGCUAUAAUGAUGGAACUGCAUACAUACCAGUAUUGACUUUGUUGGAAGGUCUGAGGUUUUCCAUUUUUGUGGUAAAAAACAAGUAUACAAUACAUUGCCAUAAAAUAAUUACAAAAUGUCUGCUGUUUAAAUAGGGUUGUGUCAGAAAAAGUGCUGUAAUUGUGAUGUAAUUAUUCUAAUGAUUAUCUUUAUAGUAGAGUAUCAGUGGCCAUUAUGGAAGGCACCCGAGGACACAUUUUGGAGCUAAUGGUAAUGGGCAUUUUUCUGGGCGUGGCCAGCCUGGGACACGGGGCCAUCCAAACACCUGACUAUGAUGACACCUCCACGCCUGAGAUCCUAAACCCAUCCUGGAUGUCCACAAUCCCUAACACCUACCCCCUGUCAGACGUGACAAUCCCUGGCACCCACAACACAAUGGCCCUAUACGGCGGAUCGCUCGCCGAGUGCAACUCCUGGCCUCUCACCCUCCAACUUCGAGCCGGAAUCCGCUUUCUGGAUAUCCGCGUUCGUAACAUUAGAGGCAACCUCACCAUCCACCACGGGAUCUCGUAUCAGUAUGCUCACUUUGGGGAUGUGCUGAGAGACGUGGUGGCCUUCCUGAGGGAGUAUCCGACCGAGACGGUGCUGAUGAGACUGAAAGAGGAGUUAAGUGACACAAGAGAUAUCUACGAGGCAGCUGUGCGCUACAUUCAUGAGUACGCUCACUGGGACCUGCUGUGGCACAGCCGCGAGAUGCCCACCCUGGGUGAGGCACGAGGAAAACUGAUUGUUCUGCAGGAUUUCUCAGGGCCUGACCUGGGGAUGCACUACAACUCGCUGGACAUCGCAGAUCAUUGGAAGGUAUCCUCUUUGCAGCCAGAGGAGGUGGAGAAGAAAUGGAGAAGUGUCUACAUCCAUCUGGAGGAGGCUGCGGUGGGUAACAAAAACCAUAUGUUCCUCACCUACAGCAGUGGUGCCAGCAUCCUUGCCCACCCCAACGCCCUGGCCAAGAUCAUAAACCCCCGCCUGCAUGAAUAUCUGAAAGCCUAUGUCGGUCAAAGGAAACGGUUUGGUAUUAUAACAAUCGACUUUCCCGGUGCAAAUUUAGUGCAAACUAUUAUAGGAUUCAAUUAAAUGAUACAAGCCAAUACCAGUAUGCCUGGAACUUCCCAAAAUAUCCAUUAAUUGACACAAAUUCGAGACAUAUCAUAUGUCUGUGACUUAAAAUACCCCUAACUC
Molecule: messenger RNA, 1351 nt
Organism: Triplophysa rosa
Lineage: Eukaryota; Metazoa; Chordata; Actinopteri; Cypriniformes; Nemacheilidae
Exons: 3
Coding region: 347-1246 (299 amino acids)
Biological process (GO): lipid metabolic process
Molecular function (GO): phosphoric diester hydrolase activity
Source: RefSeq, a predicted model, not a curated record